AUGAAAUAGCUUCUCUUGCUCUCCUUACUUGCUUUUGCUGCCAUUGCUGAUUAUGAAUAUGAUGGUGAUGUCAUGGUACUCACAGAAGAAACAUUUGAUUAAGCCUUCAAUGAAUUCGAUUAUUUGAUGUUUGAAUUCUAUGCUCCUUGGUGUGGACAUUGCAAAGAACUCGCACCUAAAUAUGCUGAGGCUGCUACUGCUCUUAGACCUGAAGGAAUAGUUUUGGCCAAGAUCGAUGCAACAGUCCAAAAGAAAUUGGCUGAAAAGUAUGGAGUCAAAGGAUAUCCAACAAUCAAAUUCAGUGCCAAAUAAUCUGUUAAGGAUUUUGAAGGUGGUAGAACUGCUGAUGGUAUUAAGAAUUGGAUUUACAGUAAUCUUAAUCCAGAGAGUGAAUUAAUUGAGACUCUUGAAUAACUCAAUGAGGCAAUCGCUCAAAAUAAAGUUCAAUUUGUCUAUUUUGCAGAGGAAUAAAGUGAAAAGGAUAGAGAAUUGAGAAAAUACAAGGAAUUCUCAUUCACUAUGAAAUAGCAUUUUGCCCAUACAACAAGCAAAACAAUCAGAGAAGCACUCAACGUACCAAAAGGAACUUACUUUGUUGGAUUUAGAGAUCAAAAGCCUUAUUACUAUUAAGGAAAGCUAUCGUUCCCAAUCAUGAAAACCUUUGUAGAAAAUGUUGCUAACGAAAGAGUUCAAGCAUACUCUGAGAAGAAGGAAUUAUUAGAAGAAAGAAUGACAAAGAGCAAGCCUUUUGUUGUUGUCUUCACUGACGAAUCUGAAGUCUAAGUUGCUGCCUAAGCAUGGUCCUUCCAAGACGAAUUACUCUUCAUCAAGAAUGUUGAUGAAGAAUUCGCUAGAAAAAUCUAAGUCAGACCACAAGAUCAAAAGGGAGUUUUCAUCAUUAAGGGAGAUCAAAGAUACAAGAGAGUUGAAGGUUAAAGUGUUGGUGAUUUCUUGGAAGCCUUCCAAUCUGGAAAAGCUCACAAAUAUCUCAAAUCCUAAGCUGCUCCACAAUAACAAGGAUUGGUCAGAACCCUCAUCGGAGAUACUUAUGAUGAUACAAAAGCUGUUAAUGAUUCAGUAAUCUUAUACUUUGACUCUCAAAACGAAGAACACAAUGCAGUGCAAGAGCAAUUCUUGAAGGUGGCUGAAAGACUCCAAUAAAAUAAACAAUUGACUUUCAAUAAAAUCGAUUUGUCCUAAAAUGAAGUUAGUGAUUUAACAGAAUCCGUUGAAAUCGUUAAAAUUAGAUUAUACAAAAAUAACUAGCCAAUUAAAUUCGUAAUCAGAGCAAACAAAAUUCAAGAGGAAAGAUUUAUUAAAUGGAUUGUAGAUAACGCAGCUAGUAAGGUUGUUGAUCCAAAAGCUGAAUUAUGAUUUUGUGUAAAAUAACAUAAUAUAAUUAUUCCAUAUAGAAAA
Paramecium tetraurelia is the source of this 1416-nucleotide messenger RNA. RefSeq lists its product as uncharacterized. The transcript has 2 exons. Gene Ontology annotation, cellular component: endoplasmic reticulum. NCBI's taxonomy places the organism in Eukaryota, Ciliophora, Oligohymenophorea, Peniculida, Parameciidae. Gene Ontology annotation, biological process: response to endoplasmic reticulum stress; protein folding. Gene Ontology annotation, molecular function: protein disulfide isomerase activity. The record is from RefSeq and is a predicted model, not a curated record.